Puccinia graminis f. sp. tritici CRL 75-36-700-3 is the source of this 384-nucleotide messenger RNA. RefSeq lists its product as uncharacterized. The record is from RefSeq and is a predicted model, not a curated record. The transcript has 2 exons. The coding region runs from base 1 to 384 and encodes 127 amino acids. Lineage: Eukaryota; Fungi; Basidiomycota; Pucciniomycetes; Pucciniales; Pucciniaceae.
AUGGCAGGGAAGGCGCAGGAUUAUCUCGCGCAAGGACAGUCAGAACUUGCGGAUACCGCCAACACAGCCCAAUCACAUGCUGAAGAUGCUGCUAAGAAGGUCCAAUCAUCGGCCGAGAGGGAUGUAGAUUUGAUUUGGAUGAUUGGAUCCCUCUGGCUCAAUGGCCACGCCAACCGUGAUGAGUCCAACAUCAGUCCAAGCCGAGAAACCCGAACCCAAGAGCUUGCCUUCGAUCCGAGAGUUUUUGUUUUUACUCCUCAGUCGCUUUUGCCCUUGCCAUCGCCUUCCCAACCUGGGCCUUGUCUCUCAACCUGGCCGGCGUCGCCGGUAUCACCGGCCGAUCAUACAGCCAAGACACUCAGAAUAUCAUCAACUGGGCUCUAG